This is a messenger RNA of Paramormyrops kingsleyae, 4453 nucleotides long. The record is from RefSeq and is a predicted model, not a curated record. Lineage: Eukaryota; Metazoa; Chordata; Actinopteri; Osteoglossiformes; Mormyridae.
UUUAUAUGAUCGAACCAUGCCUCAGCCUUCGACAGAUGAUAAAAUUCCGGUUUUUAACAACUUCAUGGAGCCCCCGGUGGACACGAAGAACGGCCAGUACUUUCGGGAUGGGAAGAGGAAAGUGGAUUAUGUUUUAGCUUACAACUACCGAAAACAGUCGCCAGAAAGCAAAACUGCUGGGAUCCAGAGCUUGGCCAUCAUAUCUAACGGCAGAUUUCAAGGUCCUGUUGCUGGGAAGGACAGCUGGGGACGGAAUGGGGAGCAGGAGGUGAGAGUGGAAGUAGAGGCUGUCGACUCAGCAGAAGCGGAGAAGAGAGUGCUGAGAGAGGAAUUUGAGACCAACCUCAUUAAGGCUGGUCUCGAAAUCGAACGGGACAGAGAAAACAAAGCACAUGGCCUGGCUUUCAUAAGACUGCACGCACCCUGGCCUGUUCUGAGCCGUGAGGCAGAGUUCCUGAAAAUCAAAGUUCCCACCAAGAAGAGCUACGAGAGGAAGAAGGAGACGGGGAUGUCACACAGCUUGUGCGUUUUAUGGCGUAAACUCAAUCAGCCCUUUCAGCCCAGAGUACCAGACUUGAUGGGCCAAGGCCGGACCAAGUUCCUGUCCCACUGCUUUUCCAGGGAUAAGCUGCACCUGUAUGACAUCAAGCACAAGGAUACGUUCUUUGACAACGCAACCCGCAGUCGUAUAGUGUAUGAGAUAGUGAGGCGUACUUCCUGUUCCCAAGCCUACCAAACCAUGGGUGUCACCACUUUAAUUGCCAAAGGUGUUUAUGACUCUGCCUUCCCACUGCAUGAUGGUACCUUUCAGAGUCCUCAGGAGAUAGAGAAGAGGAAUGACAGACAGCUCCUGCAUGACGAAUGGGCCAGAUACGGGGUGUUUUAUAAGUACCAACCUAUAGAUCUAAUCAGGAGGUACUUUGGGGAGAAGAUCGGCCUGUACUUUGCCUGGCUUGGCAUUUACACCCAGCUGCUGAUCCCGGCCUCCGUGGUGGGGAUCAUCGUGUUUUUCUACGGCUGUGCGACUCUGGACUCUAAUGUGCCCAGUAUGGAGUUGUGUGACGAGCAGCGGAAUUUCACCAUGUGCCCCCUUUGUGACAACGUGUGUGACUUCUGGCAGCUGAGCUCGGCCUGCAGCACUGCUAGGGCAAGCCACCUGUUUGACAACCCAGGCACCGUCUUCUUCGCCAUCUUCAUGUCACUCUGGGCUGCUAUGUUUUUGGAGCUCUGGAAGAGGAGGCAGAUGUGUCUUUCGUACAGGUGGGACCUGGUCGGCCUGGAGGAGGAAGAGGAACAUUCAAGACCGAAGUAUGAGAACGUUAUACUGAAGAAGACAAUGAACAAGAGGAAAAAAAGAAAGCGGAACAGGAAUGAGCCAGAGAGAGGGGCUGAGGAUGCUACGGAUGUGGGACAGUGGAGGCGUGUUCUGAGUGCCAUAGGUGGAGCAGCCCAGACAGGAGAGGAGAAACUAAGGUGGACUGACUGGAUGCCUGGGUACAUUUUCAACAUCGCCUCCAUCUUAUUUAUGUUUGGGCUGACAUUCUCUGUCGUGUUUGGGGUGAUCAUCUAUCGAAUCACCAUCUCAACCCUGAUGGCCAUGAACCCUGAAGCUGAGACAAGGUCCAAUGUUCGUGUGGUAGUCACCUCUACAGCGGUCAUCAUCAACCUGGUGGUCAUUCUUAUCCUGGAUGAGAUCUAUGGAGCUGCAGCCAUCUGGCUCACAGAGCUAGAGAUCCCUAAAACUGAAGGAGAGUUUGAAGAACGCAUGAUUUUGAAAGCUUUUCUUCUAAAGUUCAUGAACGCUUAUGGUCCGAUUUUCUACGUGGCAUUUUUCAAAGGAAGGUUUGCGGGCCGGCCUGGAGACUAUGUGUAUGUUUUCCAAGGCUAUCGAAUGGAGGAGUGUGCUCCUGGGGGAUGCCUCAUAGAGCUCUGCAUCCAGCUCAGUAUCAUCAUGCUGGGAAAGCAGCUCAUUCAGAACAACGUCUUCGAGAUCGGCAUCCCGUAAGUGGCCCCGCUGCCGUCAUCGGCAGCAGAUGCUCCCACCUGUAAAGAAGAAAAAGAAGAGCAGAGUCACGGAGAGAUUGUGCAAGAGAGUUUCGUAGACCUGCCACCCAUGGUGGACAGUCUGGUACCUGAAUAUUUAAAAGUGUUCAUCCAGUUUGGCUUCGUCUCUCUCUUCGUGGCCUCCUUCCCCCUCGCCCCCCUUUUGGCUCUGCUCAACAACAUAAUCGAGAUCCGCCUGGAUGCCAAGAAGUUCAUCACGGAGUUGCGUCGGCCCGACGCCAUGAGAGCUAAGGAUAUAGGUAUCUGGUAUAACAUUAUCAGUGGCAUCGGCAAGUUCUCCGUCAUUAUCAAUGCUUUUGUCAUCUCCUUCACGUCAGACUUCAUCCCACGCCUCGUCUACCAGUACAUGUACAGUGAUACUGGCACCUUGCAUGGCUUUAUUAACCACACCCUGUCCUACUUUAAUGUCAGCGACCUCAAGCCUGGGACAGAUCCCAGCUCCUCCCAGCAAAACAUCAUGAUAUGCAGGUACAAGGACUACAGGGAGCCACCCUGGUCCCCAGAAGCCUACCAGCUAUCAAAACACUACUGGACCAUACUGGCCAUCCAGCUUGCCUUUGUCAUCUUCUUCCAGAAUCUAGUGAUGUUCCUGAGUGUGCUGGUCGACUGGCUCAUCCUUGAUGUGCCCAAGGAUAUCAGCGAGCAACUUAGGAAGGAGAAGUCACUUUUGGUGGAUGUCUUCAUGCAAGAAGAGAAAGAAAAGCUGAAGCUCAUCCAUAGUCUAUUUCUCAAAGGAGCUGGAGCCAAAAGCCAGUGCGAGGCCUUGCAAGUUCACCAGCGCCCCGUGCGGACAGGGAAGCCUCAGAGACGUGGUCGUGCAGCCAGUUUCAGCCAGUUCAGCAGAGAGCCAUCCCCCAUUGAUAAAGUGACGCACCCAGAGGUUUGAGGGACAGCAGCCAUGGAAUGGAGGACACUGCAGUUCUGUGGAUGCACAAUCUACGUGGUCGACAUGAGUGGAUGUGCCGAUGGUGUUAGGCUGCCAUGUCAGCACAAGACCUUCCUCACUGGACCAAAACCGGCAUGAAGUCAAUCAUCUGUGUCUUCAUCUGUUUUUUGCCUGAAAUUAUUUAAAGUCAGAGUUGGGUUUCAGUCUAUGAUGGUUGUACCUUUUCCUUUCCCAGGCUAAAUUUUUGCUGGGGAAAUGGUGCAGAAUCAGAAGAACAUUUUGGCAACGGAAGAACAGGGGCGAUUUUUUUAAGCAUGAGAUUAAGAUGCUUAAAUCUGAAUUUUUAUUCUGGAGGAGUACCACCAACUAGAUACAUUGGAGGGAAAGAGGGGAAUCAAAAUGUAUUUUCGCCUCAUUCACUGACUGUCACAGCACUUCUACCAAGUUCUACCUGACAGAAAACUGGAUUUUAAGAAAAACCACAACCUAAGCAUCAUAAUCAAAUGUUAUCAUGCAGAGCUUUUCAUAUACGGAUUCUGCCACUUCACGUGGACUCCUUUGUUUGGAAGCAAAUUGCAUGUGCUGACCUAAUUCAAGGACAUUACUUAAUCACAGUCUUUUAUAAAUAUUUAUAAUAGUUACUUUUUCAUAGUACAAAUGUUGACAAAUGUUGAAGUCUGUACCAGUGUGUUCAAUAUCAUGGAAAUAAGCAUGACCUGUGUUAAGAACCGGAAAAUGGAUGUGUUCAGAAAGACCCUUCAGAACUGUCAAGGAAUUAAUCAUCAAACAUUAUGUAUGAAAAUAUAUUAUUUCUGAAAGACUCCAGUGACCACAAUGCUAAUGCUAAGUGUGCCAGUAUGCUGCAUUUACAGCAUCUAAUGCACAAAUAUGCUAACAUUAGCAUGUUUACGUUAUCAGCUAUCUUGUGAGGGUGUUUCCUGAAAUGAGCAAAUGCUGUGAUAGCUCUUGAAGAGCUAUAUAGAAUUAUAUAGUAAAAUUAAAUAGAAUUUCAAUAUUUUUAAAGGAACAAAAAUGCCAAAUUUUUAGCGUUUUUGAAUUUGGUUGAGGUGGGGGAAUAUGUAUGUGGAAACCAAGAUAGAAUGAUGUUGUUAAUGGCUGUGUAUGUGUAACCUGUGUGUUGUGAUUUCCACUGGCACAGUAGGGUAGGACGUGCGAAGGGCUGGCUGGUAUGAUUCCGGUGUGAAUAAUAUGAAUAAUGGCUUUCUGGGUAUAGCCGUUUACUCCAGAUGUCUUAAAAAGCAACACAAGGCCCAAACUCUCAGGCUUAAACCUCAGCUUAGUUCUGUUCUAAGUUGUAAUCUGAAUUUCUACCUUGCCAGAUAAUAUGGAAAGCUGUUUCAUGUUUGUUCUUUAUAGAGCUACAUUUGGAAUGUUUCUUAAAAGCAGGUUUGAGACAAUGUCAUUAUGCUGCUUGAACCAAGUGUAAUAUAUAUUUAUAUAGGCAUAGAUUUACAGACAUGUGCAGAGACAUGCGGCCACACG